This is a messenger RNA of Cucurbita moschata (crookneck pumpkin), 2007 nucleotides long. Its product is annotated as zinc finger CCCH domain-containing protein 6-like. The record is from RefSeq and is a predicted model, not a curated record. The coding region runs from base 355 to 1674 and encodes 439 amino acids. The transcript is spliced from 4 exons. Gene Ontology annotation, molecular function: metal ion binding. NCBI's taxonomy places the organism in Eukaryota, Viridiplantae, Streptophyta, Magnoliopsida, Cucurbitales, Cucurbitaceae.
UAAAUUUUGGUAGAAGCCAAAAUAAACACCAAUGUACUUGAAAUAAGGAAACGAAGCCAAAAGGAAAUGAUGAGGCGGUAGCCGGGAAGCCUGAACCAGAGGAUCUAGGGUUUUCUUCGAUCUCUCUGUCUUGUUUAUGUUACAUGCAAAUCUAGAUCAGCCUUCUGCAAUUCCACCUUGCACAAUUUGUUGACACGUUUCGAUUUAGGAACGAUAACAUAAUCUUCUUUAAAAGUUUGAAAAACGGAGCCCGGAUUCGACGAGAUAGCAGUCGGGCUUUCAUUCUCAUCGGGACAAAUUCCGACUCUUAACCGUGAAACAUUUGAAGAGAUAGCAGUUUGAGUACCUCUAAAUAUGCGAGGAUUGCACAAAGGAAAAAGGGUUUCAUGGGCGUCAGAUCUUAAUCUCCGUCAGGUUAGGCUGUUCUUGUCUGAGGACUGUCCUUCCCAAGUGGGAUUGGGUGCCCAAGAUCACCUUCAAGCAAAGGCAUCGUGGCUCUUGCAUUCUACUGGAUCAGGUUCUGAUGACACUUUGCCUCCUGGAUUUGAAGUAGCUCAUUCAGAGAAUCAGUCGCAGAUUAAGCUCUCACAGAUCCCUGUUAAUCAAUGGAGAUGUCCGCCUAAGUUUGUGCUGAAUUUGACGUGGCAAGUGGUUGUUGGUGAAGAAAGCCGAGAGGUAGUUGUUGAAAAUCAGAGAGAGAUGAGAGUUCUUGAAGCGGUUUAUCCUCGGCCAUCUGCAAUUCCUCCUAACCCGUCCGUAGUAGCUGAUUCAGAACGUGCCAAUGUAGAUGACAGUCGAACACCUCUGAUUCCCAUUACUCCUGUUGAAGAUGAAGAUGCAACAACCGAGACCUCGUCUGAUUACGCAAGCCCCGCCUCUGUCCUUAAUACGAGUGCACAGCCCUCCCCAUUUACUCCUGCUGGUAGAUCUACAUCUCAACAUGUUUUACUAAAUGCGAUGUCUUCUACUUCUAGUGUGAGUUCUAUGGCUGGAAUGGAUCUUGGCAACAAACAUGAUGUAGUAGCUGCUGCAUCCGCGGCACUCGGUGCACUUGUGAAGAGCAAUGAGAUAGGUAACUCGAUCGACCGCGAAUUACUUGUUAAUAUUCUCAACAAUCCAAAAAUGAUCGAGCAGCUGGUUGUGGAUUCUGGUGUCGUCACAAGCACUCAAAAGCCAAUAUCAUCUCCUGACCCACAGCUUGUACAUAUGCCUAUGUCCGAAACCAAUGCCACCAUUACGCCUCCUUUUUUCUCUCAACCAAAUGGAGGGAGUGUAGCACCUGUCCCCAACGCACACCCUUCCUCAAGGGGUGUACCAGUUUCUUCUUCCCUGCCCUCCAAUGGAGCCCCAAUGAAGGACUUGAAUUACUAUAAAAGUUUGAUUCAGCAACAUGGAGGGGAGAGACAGGACGAUCCCCCUCGGCAGCAGCAAUUCCCGAACCGUCACAACCAACACUUGGGUACAAACCAAGAGUUCUUACAGAACCAGCCAUCAAGAGAAGCAAAGUUCAAGAUAAUGAAACCCUGCAUAUAUUUUAACAGCCCGAGAGGAUGUCGACAUGGAGCUAAUUGUGCGUAUCAGCACGACCCCGUGUUCCAGCAGAGAAGUAGUAGCGUGCCAGAAAUGCCUACUAGCGCCAAAAGAACAAAGGUCGAUAGAGAAAUCAGCAGUUAAAAAGUAGAGUACCGUUACGUAUCUCGGUCAAUGCGUCCUUUCCUAGUUGUGAAUGCUAUAUGCCCAAGGUUUCAUCUCUUUAGCUGGAAAGUUCUUUAAUUGUUAUGUUUCUAUCUGUGUCUGCACGAGAUAACCAUGGUGAUGAGGCCAGGGAUUCUCUUUGCCACAAUUGAUUUAGUAAUUUUUAGCAUGAAAACAGAAUGUCCGUUUGAUGAUGAAUUUGUUGAGAUGAUAGGCUUUUUGAAGUUUAUGGUUAGUAGGAUUGUUAGAUGAUGUUAGAUUGCUCGAGAGGGCAACUAUCAUAUAUUCAAUAUCACUCUCGUUUAGUUGUAA